Messenger RNA from Pieris rapae (cabbage white), 4329 nucleotides. RefSeq names its product alpha-(1,6)-fucosyltransferase (gene FucT6). NCBI's taxonomy places the organism in Eukaryota, Metazoa, Arthropoda, Insecta, Lepidoptera, Pieridae. Gene Ontology annotation, molecular function: alpha-(1->6)-fucosyltransferase activity; protein binding. The record is from RefSeq and is a predicted model, not a curated record. The transcript has 13 exons. The coding region runs from base 227 to 1948 and encodes 573 amino acids. Gene Ontology annotation, biological process: protein N-linked glycosylation.
GUAUUUCAUUUUAACAAAAUUACCUGAUGCACGUCUCUAAUAUUAAUUUUAAAAUGCUAAAUUGUUGUGAUUUGUGAAUUACCUAUAAUAUACAAAUGAUAUAAGAAAUAUCAAAUAUAUGACUAAAAUAACAAGUUAAUCACUAAAAAACUAUAUGAUACUAGUGUUUGUGCAGUGUAAUUCAUUUUAAUUAUUCGUGAUAGCCAAAUAUGUGCCUCUUGCGUUCAUGAUGAAGCCGUUCGGUAGCGGGCCCACCAUCAAUGGAUAUGUUAUGAUGUACAUGUCUAGAUGGAAGCGAUUCGCGGUUGUGCUGCUGCUGAUAUGGAUCGCUGUUACGUAUCUCGUAAUAUCGCCACUGAGAUGCGAAGGAGGCACAGAAGAUGUUUCGGAGUUCCAAAAUAGAUUAAGAACGGUAUCGAUGCAAUUAGAAUCUCUCAAAAUACAGCACAAUAAACUUAUUUCUCAGGUUAAGAAAUCUGUAGGUCUGAAUCCCAAUCUCAAAGAUAUAGACAUGGGUUCGCUAUUCGACUCCGUGGGUGGACCUUCAGAAGAAUAUGAGAAUCUCAGGAGAAGGAUAUUUUCAAAUACGAAGGAAAUUUGGUAUUUUAUUAACCAUGAGCUGACGAAACUUAAGAAAGGUGAUAUUAAACUAGACAAGUUGCCUGACAUUUUGGAGCAAAUUGAACAUAGAAAAAGCUUUAUACUGUCAGACCAACAGAAGCUUCCAGAGUUAGAUGGAUACCAGGACUGGAGGCAACAGGAAGCUGCAAAUGUCAGUGACCUGGUGCAAAAAAGGCUCAAGUACCUUCAAAAUCCGAGUAAUUGUAGGGACGCUAGAAAAGUUAUAUGCAACUUGAAUAAGGGUUGUGGCUUCGGAUGCCAGCUUCAUCACAUAGUGUACUGCCUGAUUUUUGCGUACGCCACUGAGAGGACCUUGAUCCUCAACUCCAAGGGAUGGAGAUACAACACAAAGGGCUGGGAGUAUGUCUUCUAUCCUAUUUCGGAAAGCUGUCUCACCGCGUACGAUGAUAAAGUCAUUCAAUGGCCAGCCAACUACGAUCCAAAAGUGGUGUCUCUGCCGUUCAUAGACUCGAUCUCACAGAAGCCAAAAUUUCUGCCGCUUGCGAUACCCACAGAUCUUGCACACCGUAUAGUCCGCUUCAACGGUGACCCAUCUUCGUGGUGGAUCGGUCAAAUGCUCAAAUUUAUUCUCAAGCCGAAGCCCGCGAUGCAAAAGGCGAUCAACGAGACGAUCUCUAAGAUGCACUUCAUGCGGCCUAUUGUUGGCGUACACAUACGUCGUACGGACAAAGUCGGUACGGAGGCUGCCUUCCACAGUAUAGACGAAUACAUGGUUCACGUUAAGCAAUAUUAUGAUCAGCUGGAGUUAACUCAACACGUUGACGUCAGAAGAGUGUAUUUGGCCAGUGAUGAUGCUAAUGUAUUAGGUGACGCUCGCUCAAAGUACCCGGACUACGAAUUCUUGGGUGACCCGUCUAUAGCCAAAACGGCCGCUACACAUCGUAGAUACACGCCGGUAUCACUCACCGGACUAUUGGUAGAUUUGCAUAUGCUGGCUAUGAGUGAUUAUAUUGUUUGCACUUUUAGUAGUCAGGUCGGUCGUGUAGCGUAUGAAAUGAUGCAAACGAACAGAGUGGACGCAUCUGAUAGUUUUUACUCUUUGGACGAUAUUUAUUACUUUGGGGGUCAAAACGCUCACAAUCGCCGGGCUAUUAUGAACCAUAGCCCGCGGUCCAAUCAGGAGAUUGCAUUCCAGGCGGGAGAUCUGAUAGGAGUGGCUGGGAACCAUUGGAACGGUUUCGGUCGAGGGACCAAUAAAAGAACUAAUAUGAAUGGCCUUAUCCCGUGGUACAAAACGGCUGAUCAUUUAGUGCUUUAUCCUUUCCCCGAGUACAAACACGCAAACGAACGUCAGAAUGAGUUAUAGGUGUUUUAUAAGUACAGUCAGCAAGUAAAAUGAUUAAUUUAUUAAAUUAUUUACAUAAAUCAAUGCUUUAAGUGGUAUGAAAAGAAAAAGAUAAUUUUAAUAUGAUUAAGUUGAAAUAACUCCAAACUUGCGGCGUUUGAAUGAGUUUUAUGAAAUAUGGCCUAGUUUUCUAUUUAAUUAUUAACUAAUGGCAUGUUUUUGUGAUUUUAUAAUUUUCGUUGCUGACUGUACGUAGACGAUUUAACCCAUGUUGUUAAUAUUAUUAAUGAAUUUAUUCGAAUAAGUCAAAUAAUUUGUAAAAGCAUUUAAUACUGUGUUAUCGGGGUUCCUAUAUCUAAACUACGGAUGUCGAUGAAUGGUUUUUGUAACGAGCUUAUUUGCUGACUCUAUUUGGGACAUUUGAGUUGUGUUCGUGCGUUUUAUUUUCUUCAUAACUUACUGACUAAAACUACAGAUAGUUUUGACGAGAACUACGAGUUCGGUAUGUCAAAAUACGGUUUUGACAUACCGGAGUCGGUUCUAAGUCUGGACUUAGUAAAAUUUUGGAAAAAUGGAAUCAGGGUUAGAGGACCUGCCUUCCUUCAAAGAUUAAUGAACAGAUCUAGAAAACUUACUAUAAGUUGUAAGGUGAUCUGAUGUCUCUUUCUAUAGCAUAGCAACAGACAGAGAUAGCGAUAUGAUAAAGGACAGUGUAUCGGCUGUUACGGUUGUAAGGCGAUCUGUUGUCUCUAUCCAUAACAUACCAACAGACAGAGAUAGCUAUAUGUUAAGGGCCAGUCUAUGACUUGUUAUGGUUGUAUGGAGAUCUGAUAUCUCUAUUUAAAGCUUACUAACAGAAAGAGGUAGCUAUAUUUUAAGGAACUGUAUGGGCUACUAUAAACCAAUGUUUAAAUAAAUACCUAUUGAUUAGUAAAAAAUAACAACGCAUAUCCGUAGUUUAAAUGUAGGAAGCCGUGUUACGUCACAAGGUGAUAGUAUUAACAUUCUCCAUUUUUUGAUUCAAUAAAUUUCGAAUCUCAAACUAAACUCAACAUUCCGUAAAUAGGCCGGCAACACAACACCUGGCUUUAUACAGACAUCUUUGUUGUAUUUGACUGUCGACACAAAACAAACAAUCGUAAUUAAAAUUACAGAUAUUAAUGAAUAAAUAUUUAUAAAUAAAUAAUGUAAUUUUUAUGUUUAAAAAUAUAAAAAUUACACUAUUUUUAUUGUUCAAAACAUUUAUAGACUUCCGAAUUCGGAAAAAGUACUGUAAUCACCAAAAACAAUACAAGUCUUUCCUCUUCUCUUACUUCUGUCAAGAACGAUGUUUCUGAUUUUUUUGGAAAUUUGACUUUGACUGUCUCCGAAUCUCAGUGUAAGACUUACCCAAAAAUAUUGUUCCAUAGUGUCGCUAGCUUUCAAAUGCUGUCAAAAUGUCACAUGUCAACUUUAAAACUUUAAGUUUCGUCUCCUUCCAAUUGUCAACGCUGUUGUGAAAACAGACGCAAGUGUUACAUGGCAUGCCUAUGGAUGAUAGCCUAUCACUGAUAGGGUCUGAUAAUCGAAGGAUUAAAUUCCAAUGUAUUGAAAAUCAGUUAAAUGUGUUGUCUGUGCCUGUGUGUACCUGUUAUACAAACGUCUAAACUAUUUAACAAUCAUCAUACCCGAUCCUCAUUAUCAUUCCAUCUUCCGUCAUUAGUCACUCAUACUUUAAAGUACUAUAACAAGUACUACUGCUCAAAGAUCUGCAUUUUGUGAUGUAUUUUACGUGUAUUGUAUACAUAAUGGAGUGCACUGCUUGUAAUGUGAUAAUAUUUUUACGUCCUCUUUUCAAUUAUACGUUGUAUCAGUAUUUUACGUGACUAAUUAACAACUAAACACGAGCUAAGUACAAACUUAGUUUGCAGCAGUGCUAGAAUAUGUGGGAAUUAUUCAAAUCUUUAUACAUACACUGAUUAUCUCAUUACAUCACAAUAAAUCAAACUGAAAAUAACUUUAUCAUCCAAAUUUACAUUUACAUUUCGCAAGUCGUAGAGCGAGUAAGAAGAACUGGCAACUGGAACUGGAACUCCGCCUCUUGUAUCGCCAAGUUUUGAGUCCUGUGAGAAUAAAAACAUUGACGUAAAUAUCUUAUUUGGUAUUUAUUUUAAAAACGUACACUAAUGCAGAAAAUAUCGCGAUGCUUUCAAAUGUUAUAUUUCUAUAGUGUGAAAUAUAUGAUUUGUCAAGUCCAUAAUUGGUUUUCCGUAUCUUUGCUCCUGUAGUAGUUUAUAAAUCUGGGUUCCUAGUUUUAGCAAUUUUCAAAACAGUUUUACGAUGUAUAACGCGAUUUCUUAUAACGUGGUCGUGUUAUAGGGAAUUACUGUACAUGCACGUGUAUCAAUAACAAGUGUGUGCGU